UCAUUCUCAUUUUGAAACGCGAGCGCGUCGGUUGGUUUCCUAUAGAUAAGUGGCUACGGCGCGAGGUUUUUAAGAUGUAUUUAAAUAUAUAUGUAUAUAUAUAUUUAUAAUUAACGAAACAAAAACAACGAAAUAUGUGAAAUAAAAGCAGAGCAACAACAACGUGAUGAUUUUCAUAAUUCGCCUAUUUAUUAGUUAACUCGCACUAAUUGCGACAGAAAAAAGUGUUAUUUAUAUAAGUGAAGAGUUGUGUAUAAAAUAUUAAAUUUUUUGAUUAAAAUUGUCUUCAAUUCUCCAGCUACAAAAUCUAAUUGUAUUGUAGCAAAAAUAUUCAAAAAUUAAAAUAUUAUUCGUACAUAUUUCAUACAACGAAAAAAUGCGUGCCUCUAAGUGAUGUUCUGCAUAAGUAAAGAUUUUGAGGUUAGGUUUGGCGCGCUGUGAAAAUGAGAGUGUUACUUUAUGUUUUACUGUCUUUUGUGUUCUUCGCACAAACUGCGCAGUUUACAAAGGAUUUUCAAGUUGUGAAAGUCGGUGUGAUAUUUUUCCACGAUGAAAUGGAGUUGGUGCAAGCUUUCGACACGGCCAUACGUAAUAUCAAUGAACUUGAACUGGAUGUACGCUUGGAGCCAAUAAAACAUUAUGUGAGCUACGAUGAUAGUCUGACAUUGCAAGAAUUUGCCUGCGAGUUGAUCGAACGUGGUGUCGCCGCUAUUUUUGGUCCAAGUGCAAAGGCGAGUAGUGAUAUCGUGGAGGUCAUUUGUAAUACCACUGGCAUACCACAUUUACAGUUCGAUUGGCAUCAAGAGGACGUCCACAUUCAUAGUCGUAAUCACAAGUUAACAGUUAAUGUGGCACCUGCAGAGAAUAUGUUGGCUACAGCAUUUUUGGAUAUUUUACGCUUAAAGGAAUUGGAUUGGAAGUCCUUUACGAUUGUUUACGAAAAUAGUCGAAGCUUGGGUCGCAUGGAACAUUUAUUCGGUUGGCGGCAAGUUCAUAAAACUGGCAUCAAAUUGUGGCGUUUUAAUCGUGGCGACGAUUACCGUACACUCUGGAAACUCGUGUGUAGUACCCGUGAGAAAAAUAUUAUAUUGGAUUGCCCCGCCGAUAUAAUUACCGAAGUGCUAAAUGCAUCGAUUUACUUUAAUAUGACAGGACAAUUUAAUCAAUGGUUUCUUACGAGUUUAGACACACAUACGAGCAAUAUACACAGUUUAGAUCGUCAUAAUUUUAUGGCAACUAUAGUAGCUGUGCGCGUACGUUCCUAUAUGCCACCGCCGGUUCAUGAUGAGACGGAUGUUUUCGAGGACGAAGAAGAAGAUCCGAUCAAAACUAUUCGCGCCAAAUUGCUUUACGAUGCAGUAGUUUUAUAUUUCAAUGCCAUACGAAAUCAAAUACGAAGCUCACGUUAUCAAGAGCCCAGAGUACGUUGUCAACGUGGCUAUUGGCGUUCAGGAAUGGACAUUUUAGAUCAGAUGAAGCUUCUUACUUCACGCAACGUAACACCACCCUAUAAAACACAGAAAAUGCAGAUAAAUACUUAUGGCACACGUGAUGAAUUUAAUUUGGAAAUUUACAAUCCAUUGUUUGAACGUAUCACAUAUAUUUGGAAUAAAAAUAAGAAUUUGACUGCUUUCGAAGAUUUGGUCGAGGCAAAGGAAAUUAAAAAGCAAAAAUUCAAGGAAAAUGAAGAUUUUACACCAAAACGUGUGAAAUACACAGUGUCGACUCGUUUCGGCGAGCCUUAUUUUAUGUGGCGCAAAGAGCCCGAGGGUGUUCAUUAUGAGGGCAAUGAACGUUUUGAAGGUUAUGCCGUAGAUCUAAUUUAUGCUUUGGCCGAGGAAUGCAAUUUUGAUGUCAUAUUUCAACCGGUGCCCGAUAAUAAAUACGGUAGUUACGAUAAGGAGAAGGACGAAUGGAAUGGUAUUAUACGACAACUCAUGGAUAAUAAUGCGCAAAUCGGCAUUUGUGACUUAACAAUUACACAGGCCCGCCGUACUGUGGUCGAUUUUACAGUGCCUUUCAUGCAGCUCGGCGUUAGUAUAUUGUUUUAUGAAGAGCCACCGCCGCCUAAAAAUCUUUUUGGUUUCCUCUCACCAUUUUCAUUGACUGUCUGGAUCUAUCUGUUGGUUGCUAUAAUGGUAACAGCAUUAGUGCUGGUGGUUAUGGGACGUUUUUCACAUCGCGAUUGGAUUGGUGCAAUUGCGCAUGAUCCCAAUCCUACGGAAGUGGAGAAUAUUUGGAAUUUAAAGAAUUCGCUUUGGCUGAAUGUUGGUUCAAUUUUAAAUCAGGGUUGCGAUUUGCUACCGCGCGGUUCUGCUAUGCGUAUAUUUACAGCUUUUUGGUGGAUCUUCUCACUUCUACUCUCGCAGACGUAUAUCGCUCAAUUGGCUGCCUUCAUUACUACCUCUAAAAUGGAUAGUUCCAUUUCAAGUUUGCACGAUCUCAUCAAUCAGAAUAAGGUACAAUUUGGUAUGCUUAAAGGUGGCAGCACACAAUUUCUGUUUUCUGAAUCGAAUGAGUCUGAAUAUCGUGUUGCUUGGAAUAAAAUGAUCGGUAUGAAACCGGAUGCUUUUACUGCAAGUAAUAAAGAAGGUGUAGAUCGUGUUAAACGUAGUCCUGGUCGCUAUGCAUAUCUGUUGGAGACUACAGCGCUGCAAUAUUAUUUGAAUCGGAAUUGUGAGUUAAAGCAGAUUGGUGAACCCUUCAAUGAGAAACACUACGCCAUUGCAGUACCGUUGAAUGCACCUUUCCGUUCGAACCUCAGUGUGGGCAUAUUAAAGCUUAGUGAGAAAGGUGAGCUGUAUAAAAUAAAGAACAAAUGGUUUACUACAAACGAAACGGAUUGCAAUGCGGAAAAGGCUGCUAAUGCUAAUGAAGAUGGCACAUAUACGAUGGAAUCGGUCGGUGGUUUGUUUAUAGUAUUACUGGCUGGUAUUUUGGUCUCCAUAAUAAUUGGCAUUUUCGAAUUUCUGUGGAACGUGGAACAGAUUACUGUGCACGAUAAUGUACCAGCAAUGGUUGUAUUAAAGGCGGAACUGAAGUUUUUUCUACGUUUCUGGCAGACACGCAAACCCUUGCGUACUUAUGCGGAAAGUCGUGGUUCAACUUCGACGGGGUACUCAUCUUUUGAUCAAACCGCAAGCACUUCGACUGUGAAAAAGAAGAAGAAAAAGAAAUGUAAGAAAUGUAGCGAUUAACUACGUUUAAUAAUGGGUUUUCAAAGGGGGUUGUCCAUAUUUAGCUGGAUAUAAAAUGAAUUGUAAUAUAAUAAAUUUGUAUGUAUAUUA
Messenger RNA from Zeugodacus cucurbitae (melon fly), 3287 nucleotides. It is a transcript of the gene GluRIIB, whose product is annotated as glutamate receptor ionotropic, kainate 1. Gene Ontology annotation, biological process: monoatomic ion transport; synaptic transmission, glutamatergic; modulation of chemical synaptic transmission. The transcript has 14 exons. The record is from RefSeq and is a predicted model, not a curated record. Gene Ontology annotation, molecular function: transmitter-gated monoatomic ion channel activity involved in regulation of postsynaptic membrane potential; glutamate-gated receptor activity. Lineage: Eukaryota; Metazoa; Arthropoda; Insecta; Diptera; Tephritidae. Gene Ontology annotation, cellular component: postsynaptic membrane; plasma membrane. The coding region runs from base 444 to 3197 and encodes 917 amino acids.